Messenger RNA from Uranotaenia lowii, 3150 nucleotides. RefSeq lists its product as uncharacterized. NCBI's taxonomy places the organism in Eukaryota, Metazoa, Arthropoda, Insecta, Diptera, Culicidae. The record is from RefSeq and is a predicted model, not a curated record. The coding region runs from base 2610 to 3110 and encodes 166 amino acids. The transcript is spliced from 3 exons.
UAGCGACAAUAUGUUAUCCAUCAUGGGUGCACAGAUUCACCGCACUUGUAUGUGUUCACAUGCAGUCUUUAGAUUAUUAAGUACAUCAUACCCGGACCCCAUGGCUUCGAAUGAACUUUUAUGGAGUGAAUUAUUGCGUGUGUUGAUGUAAGUAUAUUUUGGAUGAACGAUUCAAUCAGGUGGGCUAGUUUACUAACUACAGGUAUUCCGGCAUCCGUGUAUGGACAGAUCAACAUUAUUUUUCAGAUAAGUAGUUUGUUCAAUUCUUCUGCAGAUGGGUAAAAAAGGGAAAGUUUUUAGGGGAUUAUUUGAAUAUUUUGAUAAACAACAUAAAAUCGAGCGAGGAAUAUUUCAUUGGACAAAAUAGAAUAGUUAUGAUUUUGUGUAAACUUGAACGCAAGUAACGGGUCAAGGAAAAGCUUUUUGUAUGUUUUUUUUUUCUGAUGUCAGUUGGAGAUAACAACUUCGGACAGCAUAAUUCUAUUUUUCUCAGCGGAGCUCUUGAGUUAGCGGAUAGUAAAAUAGUACUAAGAUUGAAUUAUUAACUCAAAGCAGUGGAAAGACCUUUCUAUUUAUAAAUAUAUGAAGUAGAAAAUAUUUAAUUGAUGUAAAAUUUAUCGUGGUCAGGAAGGUUUGAACCUUACGUUUUACAGAAGUUCAAGACGGUAACACACGGUUAUGUUCGAACUGAUUUUUCUGCCCCGAAGUGGGUAGGUUAUAAGAUCAGAAAAUAUGUACAUGAACAUAAUUCUAUAAUUCUGUUGUGUUCUUUGGGAUAAGAACCAAUUAAAAACUUUUUUUAACACCCUUUGUAUAGUUCGGAUUAUGUUUCGAAGUUUUAGUGCUUUGAAAUUAUGUUGAGUUUUCUCAAAUAAGUAUUUAGUUUUUAUUAGCUCUUCAUUCACUUAGGAACAUUUAUCAACAAAAGCAUUUUUGUUCGCUUUGAUAAUUUCAAAUGUAGAGAAACUCAACUUUUUUAAAGGUUCCAACUUAUGGUUCCUUUUUCAACAUUAUUAUUAGCUGCCCAACAUAAUCCGAAAUGUAUAACCCGAACCUCUUCAAUUUGUAUCUCAAGAUACAAAAAUCAAAAGCCACAUUGCACUGACAUAAACUUAGAAACAAAAGAUAACUUGUGGAUAUAUAAUACAAUUCUCACUACCACGAUAGCAAGUGAUUCCAGAACUCAAGAAUGUAAAUGCUUAUAAAAAACACACAAGCGAUCAAUUAGUCUUUCAUUAAUGUUUCGACAGCUCAAGAAAAGAUUGCGCUCUACAGAAGGUUCAGAGUUCAUUUAUUACGUAACUAGAUAGAGAACUUCUUUAUUAUCAAAGUUUGUAUAUAAUCAUCUCAAUAUCUUAAAACAGAGAAUAUCAGUCUGUUACUAAAUCGUGAAUUAAAAAAUGAUCGAAUUUUCAUGUUCAUUCAUCAUCGCUUAACUUGUUGCAAUUCAAGUUAGGUUUUUCAUAGAGAGCUCUCAAAUAAAAAAUCGGUUAACCAUCAACUUGAUAUGCCAUUGGAUUACGCGACCAUAUUAAAGAGUUAUUUUUACAAAUUUAUGUUUACACUUGGUAACAGUCGUUAACUUUUUUUUAUCACCAUUUAACCUAACAUACUCAUGCCAGCUUAUAAACUGACAGCUUUCUAUAGAAACUUUAUGAGUCAGGAAAAUAAUAUUUAUUGUUCACAGUAACACUAGUCAAAAGUGUCUCCCAACCAAUUCCUUUAACCCCUCUCCAACCAAAAUUAUUUUGCUAGGAUGCAGAGGUGACCUGGGUCUUAAAGCACAAAAUAGGUCUUUCAUCCUUUACUCUUUCUUUCAAUCUAUCCACUGACUACAAGGACGUGGCUGACGCCGUUAUUGACGUUGAAAGAGAGAGCAUCAGUUUUGUGCAGUGUGAAUGAGCUGCUAAUCUUAAGCACCAUUCAUCUGACCUCUGGAUAAAAUUGAUGGCCACCGUGAAUCACGGAGUAGCAACCAUUGGCGAUGUGGAACUUGUUCUACUGAGCCACGCCAGCGAUCGUGGAACUCGAAGUGAUUGUUAUCAUAUUUCGAUUUUGGAACAAGUCAUGCAUACAUUUUCUUUAACCAUGCAUUUCGGGUUUUACGGUUUAAGGUGGAUGUGAGUAGUUAAUCAAGCUAAGCUACAGGUAUUCCGUGAUCCGUGUAUAUACCGAUGCUCAAAAACUUUAAUAUUUUCGUCACUUUAGAACCUAGUUGGUUUUUUUUAAAUAUAGCUGUAAAGAUAAAAAGGAGAUUUCUUAAUUGCUGAAAAAUAAAUAUUAUAACAAGUACAAAACUAAUCCUCAUGAAAAUAAACUUAAAAAAAAUCGUACUUAUGUAGAAAAGAGGGAUGCUUACUAUACCCCGGGUGUUCGUAACUCCCUUAUCCCUCCUUUGUUCCUACUCGGAAGAAAGAAAAUAUUUGUCAACAUGCUAAAGUGAAAGUAAAAAUUUCCAUUUCAUUUCGACUGUCUUUAUCUUUGUGAAAGUCUUUCGUCAGUACAUUACGCAUUUGCAGUAAUUAGUAGGUAUCGGUACUCUAUAAAACUUUAUAUCAAUGGAUCGAUCGGCUCCAGUGCUUCAGUAAACUUGCAGCAGUGCCCCGAAAAUGGAGACGCGAUUAGUGCCAGUAGUUUUGAGUUUUCUUGUGCUGUUAAAAUGGACCAGUCACGUGUCUGCGCAACUAGGAUUGGCCCCUUAUCCGGCCAUCGUACAGAUGGGAACCUUCAACUCAACUAAUCAAGUUUGUUUCUACAAACGAAUCAACCGAAAUGCCCUGAGUCCCAAAGUGGUCACCUUUCAGAACCCUACAACCCUCCCAAUCAACUAUAUUCUGGUGCAGCAGACUCCGCGGGUUUGGGGUGGCUUCGAUGUGGAGAUCGUGGGUGGUGCUCUGGGAUCUCCACUAAUCAGUUUACAAAUUACGGCAUCCGCUUCGAGGUUUACUUUUGCGAACCAAAUCAAGAUUGAAAUGAUGUGUACAAAUCCUUCGACUACAUCGACUACACCGGCUACAACGACAACAGUUGGGUCCUCAACAACUUCAGGUACCAGUACAGUUGCAUCCACCACAAUGUCUUCAUCAACAAGUACAACGGUUACCGUAUAGUCUCUUAUAUUGUGUUAAAUAAAUGAACAUUUGAAAAUUA